This is a messenger RNA of Penicillium manginii, 6675 nucleotides long. RefSeq names its product ATP-dependent RNA helicase BRR2. The record is from RefSeq and is a predicted model, not a curated record. The transcript has a single exon. Gene Ontology annotation, molecular function: ATP hydrolysis activity; nucleic acid binding; ATP binding. Gene Ontology annotation, cellular component: nucleus. Bases 1 to 6675 code for a protein of 2224 amino acids. Lineage: Eukaryota; Fungi; Ascomycota; Eurotiomycetes; Eurotiales; Aspergillaceae.
AUGGCGGACCAAAAUAUCUCGCAGUAUAAGUACUCGGCGAUGUCCAACCUGGUUCUCCAGGCGGACCGUCGUUUCAUCAGUCGCGUCAAUGACGAACCUACCGGAGACCCUGAGUCCAUCGCUGGCCGGAUCGGAAUCAGAGAGAUGGGCUCCCGGAUAGCGCGCGACAAUGCCCCCAAGUCUAAGAAGAAGCCAGUCGGCCCAUCAGAUCUCGAACGAGGCGCGAUUCGUGAAGGCGAGGAUGUAUUGAUGCGGGAACAAAAGAAACGUCAACGCGGCCAGCCUGCACAACUACGAGGACAGGGUAUCCUUUCCGCCGCCGACGCUCUCGUUGAGGGCUUGAAAUAUCGCCCACGAACCCCCGCCACACGAGCCACUUACGACCUUAUUCUCACAAUCACCGGAAGUCACCUGGGCGAUGUCCCCCACGAAGUCGCCCGAAGUGCCGCCGACGCCGUUCUCGAGCUGCUGAAGGAUGAGGAGAUGAAGGAUUUCGAUAAAAAGAAGGAAGUCGACGAUCUUCUCGGCAGCGCCAUGAAUCCCAAGGAAUUCAACGAGCUGAUGAAUCUGGGUAAGAAAAUCACCGACUACGACGCUCAGGAUGACGACGAGGACAUGGAUGGUGGUAUCGCCGAAGAAGAAGCCGAACUUGAUGAACGCCAAGGUGUCGCCGUGGUUUUCGACGAAGACGAGGACAACGAUGGUAUGGGCACUGUCGAUGAGAUCCGCGAUGAGGAUUCCGACGAGGAUGAGGAGGAUGACCAAGAUGAACUCAACAAUGAUCAAACUGCCCAAGCAACGGGUGAAGACGAUGGGAUGGUCAUUGAUGGUGGUCUCGGACAAGAUGAUAAGGCUGGAGCCAAGACAGGGCUGGGUGUUUCCGCUCGUGAGAUAGACGCUUACUGGUUGCAGCGCCAAAUCGGUGAUAUAUACGCAGAUGCACACAUCCAACAGGAAAAGACCCAAGAGGCCCUUGAAGUUCUUGGUGGUCAAUCCGAGGAUGGAUCCGAGCGCCCGCUUCGUGAUGUUGAAAACGACCUGAUGGACCUGUUCGACUACGAUCAUCCCGAGCUGGUAGCUAGACUGGUCACCAACCGUGACAAGGUAGUUUGGGUCACUCGCUGGAGGCGCGUCGCUGAAGAUGCCGAUGCGCGCAACCUUGUGGAAAGCGAGAUGGUUGAGGCUGGACACCGGGCUAUUCUGGACGAGAUUCGCGGCAAGGUCGGCCCCGAUGAUCUCGCCCCGUCAGGCAAUAAGAUGAAACUCGAUCUUAUGGAUGUCGAUGUUCCCUCAGCCGCUGAGCCCGAGCAGAAGGUCGCUGGUGAGAAUGGCCUGGUUGGCGGUUUGCAGCCAAAGAGAACGAUCAACCUCGAGAACUUGGUCUUCCACCAAGGAAACCAUCUCAUGACGAACCCCAAUGUCAGACUGCCUCAAGGUUCAACGAAGCGCUCAUUCAAGGGAUACGAAGAAAUCCACGUCCCCCCUCCCAAGGCGACCAAGCUGCCCGGUGAGAAGAAUAUUCCCGCCACCGAGCUACCUGAGUGGGCUCGUCCCGGUUUUGGAAGCGCCAAGGAGCUCAAUCGUAUUCAAAGCAGGUGCUAUCCCACAGCUUUCCAUGACGAUGGCAACAUGCUUGUCUGUGCUCCUACUGGUUCCGGAAAGACGAACGUUGCUAUGCUCACCAUCCUCCGCGAGAUUGGCAAGAACCGCAACCCCGAAACCGGGGAGAUCAUGCUGGAUGACUUCAAGAUCAUUUACAUUUCUCCCCUGAAAGCCCUGGUCCAGGAACAGGUCGCAAACCUGGGCAAACGUCUGGAGCCCUAUGGCAUUCGCGUAUCAGAACUCACUGGUGAUCGUCAGCUCACGAAACAGCAAAUUGCCGACACCCAGAUUAUUGUCACCACUCCUGAGAAGUUCGAUGUUAUCACACGUAAGGCAUCGGAAACCAGCUAUACAAACCUUGUUCGCCUGGUGGUCAUUGAUGAGAUUCACUUGCUCCACGAUGACCGUGGACCUGUCAUCGAGAGUAUCGUCAGCCGUACUAUUCGCCGCGUCGAGCAGACUGGUGACCCCGUCCGCAUUGUUGGUCUCAGUGCUACCCUUCCCAACUACCGUGAUGUUGCGAGUUUCCUUCGUGCGGACCCCGAGAAGGGCGUGUUCCACUUUGAUGGCUCAUAUCGACCUUGUCCAUUGAAGCAAGAAUUCAUUGGUGUGACCGACAAGAAAGCCAUCAAACAGCUCAAGACUAUGAAUGAUAUUUGCUACACCAAGGUCAUGGAGCAGGUUGGUCAAAAACGCAACCAGAUGCUUAUUUUCGUUCACUCGCGAAAAGAGACUGCGAAGACUGCCAAGUAUAUUCGCGAUAAGGCUGUCGAGAUGGAGACUAUCGGUCAAAUUCUACGCAGCGAUGCUGCUAGUCGUGCAAUUCUUUCCGAAGAGGCGGAGUCCGUUGACGAUGCGGGCUUGAAGGACCUUUUACCUUACGGCCUGGGAAUUCACCAUGCUGGUCUCAGUCUCGCGGAUCGUGACUCUGUGCAAGCGCUAUUCGCCGACGGUAGUAUCCAAGUUCUCGUUUGUACUGCCACCCUGGCUUGGGGUGUCAACCUGCCGGCCCACACUGUCAUCAUCAAGGGAACUCAAGUCUACUCCCCAGAAAAGGGUAGCUGGGUUGAACUCAGCCCCCAGGAUGUUCUGCAAAUGCUUGGCCGUGCUGGUCGACCGCAGUAUGAUACCUUUGGUGAAGGUAUUAUCAUUACGACUCAAGCCGAGAUGCAGUACUAUCUCUCGCUUCUCAACCAACAGUUACCAAUUGAAUCCCAAUUGAUCAGCAAGCUUGCAGACAACAUGAACGCUGAGAUUGUCCUUGGCAAUAUUCGCAACCGGGACGAAGGUGUUGAAUGGCUCGGCUACACCUAUCUCUAUGUCCGUAUGCUUCGCUCGCCGGGUCUCUACAGCGUGGGUGCCGACUACGACAAUGAUGAUGCUCUGGAACAAAAGCGAGUCGAUCUGAUCCACUCUGCCGCCAACAUCCUCGAAAAAGCGGGUCUUGUCAAGUAUGAGAAGCAGACUGGCCGUCUCCAAGCUACUGAGCUGGGUCGAAUCGCUUCUCAUUAUUAUAUUGGCCACAACUCGAUGCUUACCUACGCUCAACAUCUCCAGCCUUCAAUUACUACCAUUGAGCUGUUCCGUAUUUUUGCUCUUAGUGAUGAGUUCAAGUACAUUCCCGUCCGUCAGGAUGAGAAGUUGGAGCUGGGCAAGCUCCUGGGCCGAGUCCCCGUGCCUGUCAAGGAGUCCAUCGAGGAACCACAUGCGAAGAUCAAUGUUUUGCUCCAGGCCUACAUCUCGCGUCUCAAGUUGGAUGGUCUUGCACUGAUGGCAGAUAUGGUGUACGUCACCCAAUCUGCUGGUCGUAUUAUUCGUGCUCUUUUCGAGAUCUGCUUGAAGAAGGGCUGGUCCUCGGUUGCGAAGACUGCCCUUGACCUUUGCAAAAUGGCCGAAAAGCGUAUGUGGCCGACAAUGUCCCCUCUACGACAAUUCCAUCAUUGCCCGAGGGAUAUUCUCCAAAAGGCCGAGCGUAUCGAUGUCCCCUGGGCUAGCUACUUCGACCUCGAUCCCCCGCGCAUGGGCGAGCUUUUGGGUAUGCCCAAGGCUGGACGUGUCGUGUGUGACCUGGUUUCCAAGUUCCCCCGCCUCGAAGUUCAGGCUCAGGUCCAGCCGAUCACCCGCUCCAUGCUACGCGUCGAGUUGACCAUUACCCCGAACUUUGUCUGGGACGACGCUGUUCAUGGCAACGCUCAGGAUUUCUGGAUCUUAGUUGAGGACUGUGACGGUGAAGAAAUCCUGCACCAUGAUCGCUUCCUUUUGCGUGCUGAUUUUGCUAAGUCGGAAAUGAAUGAGCACCUGGUCGAAUUCACCGUCCCGAUCACUGAGCCCAUGCCGCCUAACUACUUCAUCUCUUUGGUCUCUGAUCGUUGGAUGCACUCUGAAACCAAGAUUGCCGUUUCUUUCCAAAAGUUGAUCCUUCCCGAGCGCUUCCCUCCUCACACUCCUUUGCUUGACAUGCAGCGGGCUCCUGUCAAGGCCUUGAAGCGUCCUGAAUACCAAAAGCUUUACCCUGAAUGGGAGAACUUCAACAAGAUUCAGACACAAGUCUUCCAGUCUGUCUACAAUUCGAAUGACAAUGUCUUCAUCGGCGCUCCCACCGGAAGCGGCAAGACUGUUUGCGCCGAGCUUGCACUACUCCGCCACUGGUCUAACGAAGAAAGUGGCCGUGCUGUUUACAUUGCUCCAUUCCAGGAGCUUGUUGAUCUGCGCCUUGCGGACUGGCAGAAGCGACUUGGUGGCCUUGCGGGUGGCAAAACCAUCAUUAAACUCACCGGCGAGACUACGGCUGAUUUGAAGCUCCUUGAGCGCGCUGACCUUGUUCUUGCCACUCCUAGCCAAUGGGACGUACUCUCCCGUCAGUGGCAGAGACGCAAGAAUGUCCAGACUGUGCAGCUUUUCAUUGCUGAUGAGCUUCACAUGUUGGGUGGCUUCGGUGGAUAUGUUUAUGAGGUCGUGGUUUCGCGUAUGCACUAUAUUGCUCUUCAGACCGAGAAUGAGAUGCGCAUUCUUGGCCUGAGUGUACCUCUCUCCAAUGCUCGCGAUAUUGGCGAGUGGAUCGGCGCGAACAAGCACACCAUCUUCAACUUCAGCCCCCAUGCUCGACCGGUACCUCUGGAGUUGCACAUCCAGUCAUUUACCAUCCCUCACUUCCCCUCUUUGAUGCUUUCGAUGGCCCGCCCCGCCUACCAGUCCAUUCUGCAGCUCUCUGCCGAUAAGCCUGCCCUGGUCUUCGUCCCCAGCCGUAAGCAAACCCGUGCCACCGCCAUGGAUCUGCUGGCCGCAUGUGCCAUGGAUGAUGACGAGGAUCGCUUCCUGAACGCCGAUGCUGAAGAGCUCGCUCCUCUUCUCGCACGUGUCCAAGAACAAACUCUGGCCACCUCGCUGACCCAUGGUAUCGGCUACUACCACGAAGCUCUGAGUGCCACUGACAAGCGCAUUGUCUCGCACUUGUUCACCAUCGGUGCUAUUCAGGUUCUGCUUGCUUCGCGAGAGGUCUGCUGGGAAUUGGAUCUCACCGCCCACCUGGUCAUUGUCAUGAACACCCAGUUCUUCGAUGGUCGUGAGCACCGUUAUAUCGACUACCCCAUCAGCGAGAUUCUCCAGAUGUUCGGCAAGGCUUCCCGCCCAGGCCAGGACAAGAUUGGCCGAGGUGUUCUGAUGGUUCCCGCUGUCAAACGCGAAUACUACAAGAAGUUCCUCAACGAGGCACUCCCAGUCGAGAGUCACCUUCAGGUCUACCUCCACGACGCGUUUGUCACCGAAGCCAGCACAAGGACAGUCUCCUCAACCCAGGACGCGGUUGACUGGAUGACAUACACCUACUUCUACCGCCGUCUUCUGGCAAACCCUAGUUUCUACGGUCUGGCCGACGUUAGCCACGAGGGUCUCAGCACUUUCCUGUCGGAACUUGUUGAGAACACUCUCAAGGAACUAUCGGAGGCUAAGAUCAUUGACCUGGAUGAGGAGGAUGACACUGUUUCUCCUCUCAACGCUGCUAUGAUUAGUGCCUACUACAACAUCUCGUUCAUCACCAUGCAGACUUUCCUUCUGUCGCUAUCCUCACGGACGAAGCUUAAGGGUAUCCUGGAGAUUGUCACUUCUGCCACCGAAUUCGAGUCUGUCCAGAUGCGCCGUCACGAAGAUCACAUCCUCCGCCGAGUCUACGAUCGUGUGCCCGUCAAGAUGUCGCAGCCUGCUUUCGAUUCCCCGCAUUUCAAAGCUUUCGUCUUGCUUCAAGCCCAUUUCUCGCGUAUGCAACUGCCUCUUGAUCUAGCCAAGGACCAGGAAGAUAUCAUCCGCAAAGUUCUCACCCUGCUUAGCGCCUGUGUGGAUGUGCUUUCCUCAGAGGGUCACAUCAACGCCAUGAAUGCCAUGGAGCUUUCGCAGAUGGUGGUUCAAGCCAUGUGGGACCGUGAUAGCCCCCUGAAGCAGAUCCCUCAUUUCUCCCCCGAGGUCAUUCAGGUUGCCAACGAAUACAAGUAUGUGUUAAUCCCCAAACCCGCUGAUAAUGAACGGCCAGUUACUAAUAUCUAUACCUGCAGGAUCAAUGACAUUUUUGAAUUCAUGGAAGCUAUGGACCCCUCAGAGAACAAGGACUACGCCACCUUGGUCAAGCGACUUGGUCUUAACAACAAGCAACUGGCCCAGGCCGCUGGCUUCACCAACGAGAAGUACCCCAACAUCGAGCUGGACUUUGAGGUUGAGGAUCCCGAGAGUAUCACUUCCGGCGAGCCUGCCUACCUUAAGGUGAAGAUCGAGCGGGAGGUCGAAGAGGACGGGGAACCCGAUACCCUUGUUCACGCGCCCUUCUACCCCAGCCAGAAGAUGGAGAACUGGUGGUUGGUGGUCGGCGACGAGAAGACCAAGAACCUCCUGGCCAUUAAGCGUGUUACUAUCGGUCGCAAACUAGAGCUCCGUUUGGAAUAUGUUGUGCCCACUCCUGGAGAGCACGAUCUGACCCUCUACUUGAUGAGUGACAGUUAUGUCGGUGUGGAUCAAGCCCCCACGUUCAGCGUGACCGCGGCCGAAGGAAUGGAUGAGGACGAGAGUGAAGAGGAAGAGGAAGAGUAG